AUGGUAAUAUUUGCCGCUGCACUGGUUAUCGCUCCAUCUUGGAUUCAAUGAAGUCCUUUGCUGUUGAUUCUGAUGAGCCACAAGUUGUUGAUAUUGAGGAUGUUUGUCCAGUAAAGUGCUCAUCAUGUCCAGUAAUGAAGGAUUCCACUAAUUGGUUAACACAGCCUCGGACUGACUCUGACCCUGUCUGGUAUCAGCCUACAAAACUCUCUGAAGCAUUUGAUAUUUAUCAAGCCAAUACCAGUACUAAUGUCAAGUUUGUCAGUGGAAAUACUGGAAAAGGUGUUUUUAAGGAAACUGCUACUAUUGGUACUUAUAUUGAACUGAGCUCAGUGCAAGAGUUGUACAAUGUUGAUGUGAGUAUUACC
This is a messenger RNA of Amphimedon queenslandica, 368 nucleotides long. RefSeq lists its product as uncharacterized. The annotation marks the transcript as partial. Gene Ontology annotation, molecular function: flavin adenine dinucleotide binding. The record is from RefSeq and is a predicted model, not a curated record. Lineage: Eukaryota; Metazoa; Porifera; Demospongiae; Haplosclerida; Niphatidae. The transcript has 4 exons.